Messenger RNA from Gracilinanus agilis (Agile Gracile Mouse Opossum), 7756 nucleotides. It is a transcript of the gene SPG11, whose product is annotated as SPG11 vesicle trafficking associated, spatacsin. Gene Ontology annotation, cellular component: cytoplasm; axon; dendrite. Bases 1 to 7344 code for a protein of 2447 amino acids. Lineage: Eukaryota; Metazoa; Chordata; Mammalia; Didelphimorphia; Didelphidae. The transcript is spliced from 40 exons. The record is from RefSeq and is a predicted model, not a curated record. Gene Ontology annotation, biological process: chemical synaptic transmission; axo-dendritic transport; axon extension.
AUGGCGGCGCAAGAGGGGGCCGGAAGUGCAUACGACCGCGGCGUUCCCCCGGCCCAGGCUAUGGAGCGGGUGCUGCCUAUUUUGUUGGUGCCAGUUCCCCCCGAGGCCAGAGCAAGGCUCGGGCCCUGCGCCCAGUUGCACCGGGAGCAAGAGGUGCUGGGCAGCCUCACGGUCGCGGGCAGCCUCCAGCUGCUGUCUCUGGCACCCGGCAGCCGCAACGGGAAAGGCUGCAGCCUUGCGGGCCCCUUCCGGCACUUUGUGUGGGAGAAUUCCUACCCCAGUGACUCACCAACAGACAAGCCUAAACUUCUGACCCUCAGUGAUAGUAAUGAACUGUGUAUCCAUGAGUUCAAGAUGAUGGAUGGAAAAUGUGACAUAGCCACAUUAUGUAGCUGCAGUGGGGAUACAUUAAAAAAGCUAAUUGAAGACCAAAAUAUUAGAAUUUCUUCCUUAUCGAGUCUGAGAAUUCUGUCAUUUGAAAAAACCUCAUCAUUACUGCUCAUCAACCAAUGUAUUAUUUUACAUAUCGAAUUUCCUGGAAGAGAUGCUGAAAUCAAAAUCCUGAGCUGCUUCACUUUGGCCUUACCUCCACAGGCUUUGGAAAGGAUAACUGACUCACAGCUUUGCAGAGGGUUUCUUUUUGUUUUGGAUAGUUCUGGCUGGGUCUACAUUUUUAAUGCUGGAGAUGGCACGUAUCUUGCCCAUGUGAAUCUAAUCCUUCACCAAGCCAAUGUAUGUGAUGAGCAGCAGCAGCCAGCCCACAUGUCUUCAUUUUCCACUCUGAAAGUGUCCCAACAGCUAGAUGUGGUUGUGAUUACCAGCUACUCCAGCUCUGUGAUUGCUGUUGACUUAAAUGUCUAUUUCAGGCAACAUCCAGAACAUGUACUGUGUGAGAGAAAGCUAGAAAAUCUUCCCAUCAAAGGACCUGAAGGAGUGGAUGAAGAUGACCCUGCCAACUCUGCCUACAACAUGAAACUGACAAGGUUUUCAUUCCAGAUUGAUAGAUCCUGGAAAACUCAGCUGUCAGAAUUGUACAACAGAACAAAGAAGCCUAAGUUAGAAGUUGUGAGCUGUGUACCUUGGUUCCAGGGUCUUCUUCAUUUUGACCCCUCUGAAUCAAGUAACCACCCUGCACAGGAACAGAUUUGGACUUUCAUUCCACAAGACCUAACUCGUUUCCAGUACUGCCACCAGGGGAAAGAUCAUGUUAGGUCAGAUGAUUUAAAGAAGUUGUGGAAGGUAAUGUCCAUUGGAGAACAAGAGGGAAUGGCAGAGCUCAAGUGUGUGUCUGUGACAGGAUUCACUGUGCUUUUUACGUGGUUAGUAGAAAGUAUGGGUUGGACAAUUAUUCUGUGGGACUUGGAGACACAGAAUGUGCACCGUGUUUUUCUUGGCAAAAAAUGCAUUCCUGUGGACUGCAGUGGAAACCAGCAGUUGUGCCUUGUUCUGACAGAAAAUGGACUUUCUUUGAUUUUGUUUGGUUUGACUCAAGAAGAAUUCUUGACUAUACUAAUGAUCCAUGGAAGUGCCAGCACUGUUGAUUCCCUUUGUCAUCUCAAUGCUUGGGGGAGGUGCUCAAUACCUAUACAUGCGUUAGAGGCUGGGUUAGAGAACCAUCAGUUGGAUACAGUAGACUUCUUUUUGAAGAGCAAGGAGAAUCUUUUCAAUCCCUCUUCCACCUCUUCUGUACCCACACAGACUGCCAAGCUUCCAUCCCAUUUAUAUUUGAAAAAUGUUAAGGAACUGAUACCAGCAUUGGAUUUACUUUGUUCAGCUAUCCGAGAAAAUAAUUCUGAAACUCAGAGCAGACACUUUUCAGAGCAACUGCUGAACCUUACAUUAUCUUUCCUCAACAAACAAAUCAGGGACGUCUUUGCUCACACUGAAGAAUUAGAUGAACACAUGCAGAAUGGUGUGGAUAUUUUGACUACCUAUAUUAUUGAACUUCGAACAUUCAUGAUAAAAUUUCCUCGGAAACCAGCUGAUGCCAUAAAUGCAUAUAUUGGUGAGGAUGUGCCCAGAAUAAAUGAGAGUGAAAUGUGGGGAAAGCUCAGCCCUGAGCAAGUCAUCAACAAUGCCAUUUUAAACAACAAAAUACCAGAGGCUCAGACCUUCUUCAGGUUUACCAACCAUGCUGCUCAAAACCUUGAAGAACUGAUUCGAAUAGGAUUAGAACUAGUCUUUGACAGGCUACUAAAGAACAAUAUCAAAGAAGCUUCAGAACUCUUAAAGAACAUGGGCUUCAACGUAAAGGACCAGUUGCACAAAAUAUGUUUGUAUACAGCUGAGAAAAACAUACGGGACUUUUUGGUUGGCAUUUUGAAAGAAGAAAAUUAUUUUUCUGAAGAAGAAAAGAGAACUAUAGACUAUGUAUAUCAGGUUGAAAAAUUGUAUGCAGGACCCUUCAAAGAAAACCCAGAGACCCAGGCCCUCCGGAGCUGGAGAAAGGAAGACGAUUUUUCCAAGCACAGAUCUGUUUUAGACUUCUUAAAAUUCAGUGAAAAAGAUGAAAUUUAUCAGCAAGAUCGUAGAAUUGUUCUAAACUGGGCUCAGUGGUGGGAUUGUCCAACACGAGAAAGCAUCCUUCUACCUAGGACAUCUACAGAAGAACUCAAGGCCUGUUCUCCUCAAGUUCUCUGGAUGUAUAUAACAGCUCGUCAUGACUGGUUAAGCAUUUUCUCAUGGAUUGAAGAAUUGUAUACCCAGAAGGGUUGUGUUUCACCUCUACAGGCUAAAUGGCCCCAUCUGACAGUAGAUAUUAUUGAUCAGAAUACAUGCAGCAAUGAUUUUCUUAGAAAUGAAAUACUGGAUACACUGGCCAGAAAUGGAAUUUUCCUAACAUCUGAACUAGAAGACUUUGAACUCUUGCUCAUAAGACUAAGCCGUAUUGGAGGUGUGAUGCAGGAUCCACUUCCUGUUCAAGACUAUACUUCCCAGAAGGGUUUGGAUUUCCAUUCUUGCUUUAUUCUAUAUUGCUUAGAGCAUGGUCUGCAGCAUCUGCUCUACGUCUACCUUGAUUAUUACCACCUUACUCCUUUGAAUUGUCCCCUUUUGGAGAAAGAAGAAUUGCACGAAACUUACCCUUGGUUUGAAUUUUUGAUUCGGUGUCGACAGAUUUCCAGUAAUCUAGCAGAUCCCAAACUGAUUUUUCAGGCAAGUCUUGCUAAUGCUCAGAUACUGAUUCCCAGUAACCAAGCCAGUGUGAGCAGUAUGCUGUUGGAAGGACAUACCCUCUUGGCCCUUGCCACAACAGUAUACGCUUCUGGGGGCCUUAGCCAGGUCAUUCAGAAAGAAGAAGGGGAAACCUCUUUGAGGAAGGUGGAUCCCCAGCUCCUAAAAAUGGCCUUAACUCCUUACCCCAAGCUCAGAGCUGCUCUCUUUCCACAGUACCCGGUCCCUAAUAUCCUGCCCCAUGAUAUUACACUCUACCACCUUAUUCAGUCCUUGUCUCCCUUUGAUCCCACCAGGCUGUUUGGCUGGCAGGCCACCAAUACUCUUACCAUUGCAGAUACUUCAAGUGAUCUCCCUCAUUUCUCUAGUCCUGACCUGGUAAACAAAUAUGCUGUAAUAGAACGUCUGAAUUUUGCUUAUUAUUUACGUCAUGGACGACCAUCAUUUGCAUUUGGUACUUUUCUUGUUCAGGAAUUAUCCAAGAGCAAGUCUCCAAAGCAACUUAUCCAGCAAGCAGGAAAUGAAGCCUACAUGUUGGCACUAUCCUUCUUUCAUAUGCCUUCAGUGGGGGCUGCUUGUGUUUGUUUCUUGGAAUUGCUUGGUAUUGACAGCCUCAAGCUUAGAGUUGAUAUGAAAGUGGCCAACAUCAUUUUGAGCUAUAAGUGUAGAAAUGAAGAGACUCAGUACAACUACAUCAGAGAAUCCUUAGCUGAAAAACUAGUUAAACUGGCUAAUGGUAAAAAAGCAGCAACUGAAGAAUUGCUUAGUCUCUUAGAAGAAGGCAUAUGGGAUAGUAUUCAACAACAAGGAAUAUCAAGGACGUCCAGUGAGUCAGGCCACCAGUGGUCACUGGUGGUGCAGUUCUGUAGGCUUCAUAAUGUGAAGCUGAGCAUGGCUUAUCUUAGAGAGUGUGCUAAAACCAAUGACUGGCUACAGUUCAUUGUUCACAGCCAGCUCCACAGCUACCCCCUGGAGGAAGUCAAGUCCUCCCUCUGUUACUUCAGCUCAGUCCUACAGGACCAUUUGCAACUGGCCUUUGAAAAUUUGCCUUCAUUUCCAAAUUCCAAAGCACAUGAUAGGCAGGCUCAUGACAGAUCCCUCCAGGGCACUCAGAGUUGCCAAGAGGAGGCCUCCACUGAUUUAUUUCAGAUUCUGCUUCAAUGUCCUAAUGAACCAGAUCCCUGGCGUUACCUUCUGGUUAAAGCCAUGAGACUACGGGCCCCCAUUCUGAGCAUCUUGGCUUCUUGUUUCCAGGAUGCCAGCAUUGUUCCUUGUCUGAGUGUGUGGAUCAUCACUUCUGUGGAGGAUUGUGUUGCUGCUGAAGCAACAAGUCACAUUCAGGGCUCAAUAGAAGACCAUGAAUGGGAUCUAGAGGACCUUUCACUCAUCUGGAGGAUGUUGGUAACAAGAAGAAAAAGCAGAACUCUUACUAGAAGCUUCCAACUUUUUCUGAAGGAUUCUGCUUUGCUGUUGAUGAUGGAGGUGUAUGAAUUGUGUAUACUCUGCAAGAAUUACAAGGACGCCCAAGCCAAACUGCUAGAACUCCAGAAGAAUCUCGAAAUUAUUGAAACAGCAGAUAAUCCAUCCCCUCUUGUCAUUCCUGUGCCAUGGCUGAAAUGUCAAGUCACCCUUCUUUGGAAGCUUAUGUUGCAGCAGUGCAAGACCCAAUAUGAACUACGAAAACUCUUACAGCUGUUUUCUGAAAUAGACCAUCUUUCUGACGGUCCAGAUGUGAAGAAGCUGUGUAUGCUCAGCCAGAUUUUGAAGGACACAUCCAUAGCGAUUAGUCAUUCUAUCAUAACCAAUUACAGCACUGAGAACUUUCAACAGGAAUGCAGAUCCAUUUUGGAAAAGCUGCAGACAGAAGGGCAGUUUGCCCUGGCAAGGAAGAUAGCAGGAUUGGCUGAAUUACCUGUGGACAACUUGGUUAUUGAAGAGAUAAUUCAGGAGAUGAAGACCCUAAAACAUAUUGGUCAGUGGUACCUGAAACAAGCAAGAAUUGAAUUCUGGAAAAAAUGUCAUGAGAAUUUUAAGAAGAACACCAUUUUGAAAAGAAUAGCAUCUGACUUUUUUUUAACCCAGGCCAUUGUGACAUCCGAAUCCUCAGCUGAUGCAAAAUGGUGCAACAUUAUGGAAAGACAUUUGCUACUUACCCUGGCAGGCCAUUGGCUUGCCCAGGAGGACCCUGUGCCCUUAGGAAAGCUAGAAGAGCUAGAGAAGCAGAUAUGGCUUUGUCGUAUUACUCACCACAUCCACUGUAGUGACCAAGAGGUGGUUGAAUCAAGACUUUCUCGACAGAUUUCUACCAGUGGUGAACUUUCCUUUGAUAGUUUAUCCACUGACUUUUCUUUCUCCAAAUUAGCUGCCCUGAAUACCUCAAAGUACUUAGAGAUUAAUGGCUUUCCCUCUAGAGAGGUCUCUGAGAGUAGACUGGAUAAGAAUGAGGCAGAGUCAUUAAACUUUCUGAUUGGGCGUCUGUUAGAUGAUGGCUCUGUGCAUGAAGCAAGCAGAGUUUGCCACUAUUUUCAUUUCUAUAAUCAAGAUGUUUUCUUGGUGUUACACUGUAGAGCACUGGCCUCAGGAGAAGCUAGUGUAGGUGAUUUGCACCCAGAGAUCCAGGCUAUCCUUCAAAAUGCUGAGCUGUUGGAGGAGAAUGAGGAGAACGAGGAGGAGCGAGCAAGACCUUCAAUUAGAAGGUUUCAGAGCACCUCCAGUCUGGAUAGUCAGUCCUUUGUUAUUGUGCCACGUGGUGAUGAAGUCACAGCCCAUCUGGAGACCUUGAUAAGCAGAUGUCUUCAUGGGAAGAACUACUGCCAGCAAGUGCUCUGUCUUUAUGAACUUGCCAAGGAGCUGGGCUGCACUUAUGGGGAAAUCUCCGCUCAGAACAGUGAUGCUGUGCUCCGAGCUAUCCUGUCCUCCCAGCAGCCUCACCGCUGUAAGCGAGCCCAGGCUUUCAUUACUACCCAAGGCCUGAAGGCAGACAAGGUGGCCGACCUUGUGGCUGAAGAGGUGAUGCAGGAGCUGCUGGCCUCCAAAGCAGGAAAAGGUCAAAAGCUAGCAGCCAGUCCAGCAGAAGAAGGCCUAAUGUUCCUCCAGUUGACUGCUCUGUGCCAGGAUCAAACACUGGUUGGCAUGAAGCUGCUAGAUAAGAUUUCCUCAGUUCCCCCUGGGGAACUGUCCUGUACCACAGAGCUCCUGAUCCUGGCCCAUCGAUGUUUCACUCUGACAUGUCACAUGGAGGGCAUCAUCCGGGUGUUGCAGGCUGCACGGCUGCUCACCGAUAACCAUUUAGCCCCCAACGAUGAGUAUGGACUGGUGGUACGCCUCCUGACGGGCAUCGGCAGGUACAAUGAGAUGACCUACAUAUUUGAUUUGCUACACAGAAAACACUACUUUGAAGUGUUGAUGAGGAAGAAGCUGGACCCGAGCGGGACCCUAAAGACGGCGCUGCUGGACUACAUCAAGCGCUGCCGCCCUGGAGACAGUGAGAAGCACAACAUGAUUGCUCUGUGCUUCAGCAUGUGCCGGGAGAUUGGGGAGAACCAUGAGGCAGCUGCCCGCACCCAGCUCAAGCUCAUCGAAUCUCAGCCCUGGGAGGAAUGCAUCCAGGAUGGGCCCCGGCUGAAACAGCUGCUGCUAAAAGCCCUGACACUGUUGUUGGAUGCGGCCGAGAGUUAUGCUAAAGAUUCCUGCGUGCGCCAGGCUCUGCACUGUCACCGACUUACCAAGCUGAUAACACUACAAAUCCACUUUCUGAAUUCUGGCCAGAACACAAUGCUCAUCAAUCUUAGCGGGCAGAAUCUGACAGACUGCAUCAUGGCCCUGCCUCGGUUCUAUCAGGCCUCUAUCGUCACUGAGGCCUACGACUUUGUCCCAGAUUGGGCUGAAAUUCUGUAUCAACAAGUGAUUCUCAAAGGUGACUUCAAUUAUCUGGAAGAAUUUAAGCAACAAAGGUUACUAAAAACCAAUAUAUUUGAAGAGAUUUCCAAGAAAUUUAAGCAGUGCCAGCCAACUGAGACAGUCACAAAAAACAUGAAAAAGUUACUGUCGUACUGCGAAGAUGUCUACCUGCAUUAUAAGCUGGCAUAUGAUCACAAGUUUUAUGAUGUCGUAAAUAAGCUUCUCAAGGAGCCCCAGACCGGAUGCUGUCUGAAUGACAUGUUGGCAAAUUAGAAUAAAGCUGAGGAAAAAGGACUUUCUGCCAGCAUGUCUUGUGAUGUCCUGUAGUGGAGAAACGGUUACUUUUACACAAAUGACUUAGCUAGAACCAGCUUGGUAUGUUAACACACAUUAUCAUUUGAGGACAUUCAUUACAAGAUCACCCAAGACAGACACUUCUAAUAAUGAAGUUUUUAUUUAAAAGUAAACUGUUCAAGUUGGGUAGGUAUGCAUCUUUCUGUCAGCAUCUAGAAGAAACUACUUCCAAGAGCCAGAGAAUGUUUUAUAAAGUAGAAGUGGAUUUGAUUCCUUCUAGGACCCACACAUGGCCCAAGUCAAAGAGAGAGUGCAAUACUGAUUAAGAAUCUGUGUCUGCUGUUCAAAAGGUUUCCAUGCCUGUGAAUAAAUUUUAUACAGCUGAAAACCA